ACGAGGCCAUUGCAGUGAAGGUUAUYCUGUGRAGUUAAUUAAGCUGUGUUUAUCACGUGAAAAUGUCUUCUAAAACGAAAGUUGUCACUGUCACUAACGGAUCUGCAGAAGGACCUGUUCCCAAACGAACACGAUUGAACAAAGAUCCAGUKAUUUCWGAGAUCUUCCAAAGUUUGGAGUAUGGWCCAGCUCCAGAAGCUCCAAGUGGUGUGAAUGCUUGGUUAGAUAAACAUGGACGSUCGUUUGGUCAUUUUAUYAACGGCAAAUGGGUAAAACCCAAAGGAAGAAAGACUUAUGAAUCCAAAAAUCCAGCUACAGGUGAAGUUCUUGCAUCAACAACUCAAGGUGAACAAAAAGAYAUUGARCAAGCAGUUGCAGCAGCAAAAGAAGCAUUCCAAUCAUGGAGCAAGACUUCAGGUCAUGUGCGUGCACGUCAUAUCUACAGUAUUGCACGCCAUGUGCAGAAACAUGCAAGGUUGAUUGCCGUCCUAGAGAGUAUGGACAAUGGCAAGCCRAUAAGAGAGACUCGUGAUUGUGAUAUCCCUAAUGUCGCUCGRCACCUGUAYCAUUAUGCAGGAUGGGCUCAGCUUAUGGAGACAGAAAUGAGAGGUUGGAAGCCAAUAGGAGUUGUUGGAGGUAUUGUACCUUGGAACUUCCCCCUAAUGCUUCUCUGCUGGAAGGUCUGCCCAGCCAUUGCCAUGGGUAAUACUGUUGUUCUAAAGCCAGCCACCUACACCCGUCUCUCUGCUCUUCUUUUUGCUGAGAUUUGUGCUGAGGCUGGGCUGCCUCCAGGUGUCUUCAAUGUUGURACUGGUAAUGGUGCCUUUGGUAGCAGUCUYGCCACCCACCCUGAUGUGGACAAAGUUGCAUUUACUGGGUCAACAGAGGUUGGCAAAGUGCUCCGUCAAGUGACAGCAGGAACAGGAAAGAAACUUUCCCUUGAGCUUGGAGGGAAGUCUCCUUUUGUUGUUUUUGACACUGCUGACCUGGACAGUGCAGUUGAGGGUGUGGUGGAUGCAAUAUGGUUUAAUCAGGGACAGGUCUGCAGUGCUGGUUCAAGGUUAAUUGUGCAAGAAACAUGUGCAUCUCAAAUGAUACUCAAACUAAAGGAGCGCAUGUCGCACCUUCGUCUUGGAGAUUCGCUUGACAAGUGUGUUGACAUGGGAACCUUAGUUGACCCACAGCAUCUGAAAUCAGUAGCAAAGUAUGUUGAAGAAGCUCAAGCUGAAGGAGCUGAGGUCUAUCAAAAUUAUGCCUACAAGCCUUCCAGUGGAUGUUUCUAUCCACCAACACUGAUUACCAAUGUUCAACCUGUCUCAAAGAUUGUUAUUGAAGAGGUUUUUGGCCCUGUUCUUGCUGUCCUGACCUUCAGAACWCCCAAAGAAGCCAUCGCAAUWGCAAACAACACUAACUAUGGCCUUGGUGCCAGUGUUUGGAGUGAAAAUCUGUCUUUAUGUCUUGAAGUAGCCAUCAGUCUUAAGGCUGGUGCUGUGUGGGUUAAUGGACACAAUCUCUUUGAUGCUGCAGCUGGAUUUGGUGGAUACAGGGAAAGUGGGUAUGGACGUGAUGGAGGCAAAGAGGGUUUGUAUGAAUAUGUCUCACCUUCUUGGCAAGACAGACCACAUCCUGAUGUAAGUGACUUUGAUGUCAAGACGUUUGGAGCUAUGGUGCCAGCAUCAGUUAAAAAUCCCAAUGAAAAUCCUGUGAAAGUUAGUGAUGUUGGCAAGAAACCAAGUAUUGAUCAUACCUACAAGAUGUACAUUGGAGGAGCCCAGAAAAGACCUGAUGGAAACUACUCUAACCCRAUAGUUAAYACCUCAGGGGAGGUUAUAGCACAGGUUGCUGAUGGGAAUAGAAAGGACAUCAGGGAUGCUGUGGAAGCUGCRCAUAAAGCUGCUCCAGGAUGGGGUAAGAGAGCUGCACAUAAUAGAGCACAGAUAGUAUACUACAUGGCUGAAAACCUGGAGAUGAGACAUAAUGAGAUAGCACAGCGAUUAACAGAUAUGACAGGAUGUUCUCUUGAUGAAUCCAAAGCCGAGGUGGAUGCCACCAUUGAGAGAUUGUUUCAUUAUGGAGCAUAUGCUGAUAAAUAUGGUGGAACAGUACAGGAAACACCAUUCUAUGGGGCCACAGUUAAAAUUCAUGAGCCUGUUGGAGUAAUUGGCAUUGCAUGUCCAGAUGAGUCACCAUUACUGGCCUUUGUAUCACUGCUUGCUCCAGCUGUUAUAAGGGGAAACACUGUCAUUGUGGUACCCAGUGAGAAAUAUCCACUUAUUCUMAAGAAGGACUUCCCUAUUCUCAAUUGUGCUCACUCCCCACAAGGAGUUCCCCGUACCGYUAAAACUACUGUGGUCAUAUUUCUGAUUUAA
Molecule: messenger RNA, 2369 nt
Organism: Exaiptasia diaphana
Lineage: Eukaryota; Metazoa; Cnidaria; Anthozoa; Actiniaria; Aiptasiidae
Product: putative aldehyde dehydrogenase AldA
Exons: 12
Coding region: 63-2369 (768 amino acids)
Molecular function (GO): oxidoreductase activity, acting on the aldehyde or oxo group of donors, NAD or NADP as acceptor
Source: RefSeq, a predicted model, not a curated record